AUGUUACUGAUUGAAUUGACUAAUCAGAAAAUUAUCCAGAUAGGUACACAAAUGAACAUUGGCUUGUUCUUUAUUUUUUUAAAUUGUACCAAAUCUGCAUAAAAAAGAUUGAAUUUAAACUUGAAUUUGAAUUUCUUCUGGAAUUAAUCUUGCUGUUAUUAAUGUUUACAUGAUAUAAACUCUUAUUAAACGUUUAUUUUGUAAAUUGACAAUAAAGCAAUAAAUUUAUAAUUGCAAGGAAAUUGCAUCUCAAUGUAUUGGCCUAAAAUACAAGUUUAAGUUUGUCAACUUUUGCGUAGCUGAAUUUAAAUUUGUGCUCUUACAUAUUCCAGAUCAGUGCUGACCACUUUGUCAAAUUAUCUGUAAUAUAUUAUAUUGCGUAUAGGAUAUCAAAUAAGAAUCGUGAAUGAAAUAGAAAUGAUUCUUAAAUAUUAUAUGCAAAUAUAUUUAGUAGAUUUUCAUUAAUAUAAUGAAAUUCCUAAAAUCUUAACUUAAAUAACUUUGUUUUAUAAUAUACGAGGAAGAUGUGAUUAGUGGGACGAAAAAUAAAACGGAUAUUUAGUUUGUACGUCAACUUAUUUGGUAUCCAACACAUCUCGUAGAACGCAGUCUAUCUAUAAAUUGACGUCUAAAGAAAUGAUGCGGCUAAUUGUAAGUGUUCUGUAAGCAACGCUCGUCGCCUCUUUAUGUGUGAGUUAGCGAACACCAAAUAAGCUCACACACACAAUUGUUAAUACAAUUUGUAUUCGUCGUGUAUCUUUUCUGCAACGCAAGAUAAAUCGCUAGAAUAUUCGUGCAAAUUGCAGCAUAUGGCUUGAUCAUUUUUAUACCAAGCAUUCCAUCGUAGUUUAAAUUAACACAGAGUAUUUCUUACCACGCAAGAGAUUCGUUGUUGGUUCUUAGAAUAUACAUUAGUUAUCCUAUUACUCGCAUAACAUAUCGAUUUCGUUUUUAUACAUAUCAAUGAAAUAUUAAAACAUCCAGUAAGCAAUGUGACUUUUAUCAAUAUAUAAUAUUUUAACAAUUUAUCUUAUAAUUUGUUAUUUCUUUAUUUUUCCUUCGUAGAACUCGUAGAUUUUAUUGCAUUACACGCGUGUCACGAGGGAAACCGCAUUACUUACUGGCUGGAUCUGAAUACACGAAACGAGUUUCAAAUGUAAGAAAAAUAUCAUCGUUUAGAAAGAUAAAAUGUUGUAUCGUGUUUAGACCGUUCACGUCUAAAAUUGACGCGUCAAUUUACCCCUCUUCGACACGCGUCAAUUUUAAAAUAUAUCACUUCCCCCUUUUUGCAAAGUACACGCAGCUGCACUUUAAGAUCCUAUACAUAGCAACGUUUACUUAGGGGACGCACCUUUUUUGAAUCUGGCGCGACAAGAUACCUUCGAUCGGUCUCGACCGUUAUUGGACAAGAGAUACAUGUUCACUCUUAUAAAGCAGCACUCACAUCUCCAAUCUCCACCACGGAUAUCCAAACAACCCCCUACAGAUGAGCAGUUAUUUCAAGUGGCUCAGGCAAAGAUUAAUGAGAAUGACAAACCAUUUUUAAUUGAAUGCGAAGCGGAAGGAGAACCGGCUCCGAGGUAUCGAUGGAUCAAAAAUGGAAAAAACUUUGAGUGGCCGGCAUAUGAUGACCGUAUAUCCCAACAACCUGGUAGAGGUACACUGGUGAUCUCUAGACCACGAGAUGAGGAUCUGGGCCAGUAUCAGUGCUUCGCAGAGAACGAGUGGGGAAUUGCAACGUCCAAUUCAGUCUUUGUCAGGAAAGCUGAACUGAACUCGUUCAAAGAUCAAAAUCCUAUAAGUCUGGAUGCAAACGAAGGGCAACCGUUUAAACUGACUUGCCAGCCACCAGACGGUUGGCCAAAACCAAAUGUAUAUUGGUUAAUUCAAGAUACCGCCGGAGGUAUCAAAUCGAUCAACAAUUCGCGAAUGACUUUAGAUCCCGAAGGGAAUCUUUGGUUCAGCAACGUUACGAGAAACGAUGCUUCUGACGAUUUUUAUUACGCGUGUGCAGCCACAUCUGUAUUCAGAAAUGAAUAUAAAUUAGGUAAUAGAGUUUUAUUGAAUGUUAUCUCUUCAGGGAUAUCUGCUAGUCAAAAUAAGUACAAACCUGUUAAACAGUAUGUCAGUAGAAAAAAUGAAGUUGCCUUACGCGGUAAGAAGAUUGAAUUAUAUUGCAUAUACGGCGGGACACCACUGCCACAAAUAGUGUGGAGUAAGAAUGGUGAAGUAAUUAGAACUAACGAUAGAAUAAUGCAAGGGAAUUACGGCAAGUCAUUGAUAAUUAAACAUGUCAAUUUUAAAGACGAAGGAACAUACACUUGCGAGGCUUCGAACGGAGUGGGCGACGCGAAAUCAUAUUCCAUUCACUUGCAAGUGAUGGCGGUGCCAUUCUUUACUAUCGAGCCAGAAAUUAUAAACGCGGCGGAAGACGAGACUGUUGAAUUCAAAUGCGCAGCCGAUGGAGUGCCUGUCCCUGAGAUAAAAUGGAUUCACAAUGGCAAACCAAUAUCGGAGGCUCCGCCAAAUCCACGCAGAAAAGUUACAUCAAACUCCAUCAUUAUCGAGAAAUUGACUAAGAAGGAUACAGGAAAUUAUGGCUGCAACGCGACAAACUCGUUGGGUUAUGUGUACAAGGACGUGUACGUAAAUGUUUUAGCUCUAGAGCCUGAAAUUACUCAGCCCCCUGCUGAUAUCGCUACCGUCGAUGGUAAAACCGUGAGAAUUACUUGCCGUGUAUUUGGAGCGCCGAAACCAGCCGUAAAGUGGGUUCGAAACGGGCAAGAACUAACCGGAGGACGAUACAAGAUUUUAGAUUCCGGCGACUUGGAAGUUGACAACGUAAUAUUUUUAGAUGCUGGCACCUAUACGUGCCACGCGUCCAAUAAAUUUGGAGAAGUAGAAGCCUCUGGUAAUCUAGCAGUAAAAGAACAUACUCGAAUCACAGAUGAACCGGAAGACUACGAAGUUGCUGCAGGCUCCACUGCAACCUUUAGAUGCAACGCCGUUACAGAUUCCAGUUUAACACUUACGAUCGACUGGCUGUGCAAUGGCGAGCCCAUCGAUUUCGAGAUGGAACCACGAUUCAUCCGAAGCACUGAUUACUCUUUAAUGAUUACAAAAACGACUGAACUAGAUACUGGUACUUAUACUUGCGUCGCUCAUACCGAGUUGGACGAGGCGAAAGCACAAGCAACACUGGUUGUACAAGAUGUACCAAACCCGCCAAAAUUAGUUAGUGUUAUCUGUAUGGCCAGUGAAGCUACCAUACACUGGACUCCAAUGGGUGACAACAGAGCACCGAUUUUGAGAUAUACUAUUCAACACAACACCACUUUCACACCGGAUACGUGGGAAAUAUCGAAGGAUCCUGUUCCAGCAACUGAACAGACAUACGUUGUUCCAAUGUCGCCUUGGGCAAACUAUACAUUCCGUGUGUUAGCGUGGAAUAAAAUAGGCCCGUCGUUACCUUCGCCACACAGCGACGUAUGCACCACGUUGCAAGACGUCCCUUACAAGAAUCCUGAUAACGUUAUGGGCAAGGGAACAACACCGCAGAAUCUGGUUAUAUCUUGGACAGUGAUGCCACAGAUUGAACACAAUGCGCCCAAAUUCAUGUACAGAGUAUAUUAUAGACGUGAUAUACCAGGAGAGAAGUGGACUAUAGAAGACAUAAAUGAUUGGAGGAAAAACAGUUUGGUUGUGGACAAUCAACCAACUUAUCAAAAAUAUAAAGUUAAAGUGGUAGCUAUUAACGAAAGAGGUGAAUGUAGAAUUGCACCUGAAGAAGUGACAGGAUACUCUGGGGAAGAUGUACCAUUGCAAGCUCCAAGCAAUUUUACGUUAAAUCAAGUGAAGUCCAGUACAAGCGCACAAUUCUCGUGGAAUCCGGUUCCCGAGGAAUCGGUACGUGGUGAAUUACAAGGGUACAAGAUCCAAACGUGGACAGAAAAAGACGGUGAAAAGGGAAUGCGAGAAAUUGAUAUAAGAGGUGGUAAUAGGACUCACGCAUUGGUUACCAAGUUUGUUCCCUUCAGCAAGAACUAUGUUCAAAUAUUAGCAUACAACGGACGAUAUGCUGGACCACCUUCUGAAACUUUAAGCUUCGAUACACCAGAAGGUGUUCCAGGAACAGUCCUCAAUCUUGAGGCGUUCCCAAUGGGUUCUAGCGCUUUGUUUUUAGUGUGGACAAAACCUGCAGAGCCAAACGGUAUCCUGACUGGCUACAGAAUAUAUUACGAACCCGUAAACGGAACCAGGCUGGGACUCUUGUUGGAGAGAAAACCACAUAUUACAGAUCCAGAAGCCACCAGUGCAAAACUAGCUGCUCUGGCGCCUGACACGAAGUAUCGUGUACACAUCCGGGCAACAACAAAAGUUGGUGAAGGAAACGACUAUUUUAUCGAACAAAAAACACGCCCAUCUCAACGCCCUGAUGUGCCACAAUUCACGUGGGAAGCCAUUCCAAAAGAAAACGGUUACUCGAAUGUGAGAAUAAUCUGGCAGCUGAAUCUCAAUGGGAAUCCGGGAAGUCAUUUUUUCGUAAAGUACAAACUCAAAGGUGAAACGAUAUCAGCCCAGACUGAGCCGGAGUUUCAGUCGAAUACGAUUGAAAUUCGCGGAUUACAAAGUGGUGAAGUAUACGUGAUGUCUGUUGUUGCUGUUGACGGCAACUACUUCACGGAAAGCGAAUCUCAAGAAAUAGAAACUAGCAGCGAGGGACCUAUCAUUCAGCCUAAAGAGAAUGUCGCGACUGCUGGAUGGUUCAUAGGAAUGAUGUUAGCAAUUGCCUUUCUUCUUUUGGUACUUAUAAUUGUAUGCGUGAUUAAACGUAACAGAGGUGGGAAAUACGCGGUGCAUGAAAGAGAAUUAGCUGCUGGACGUGGUGAUUAUCCAGAUGAAGGUGGCUUUCAUGAGUAUUCGCAACCUUUAGACACCAAAUCAGCAGGUGGUCGCGCUUCUCUUGCAUCUUCUUCCCAUCAAGAUGGAAAGCAUCCUGAAUCUGAUACUGAUUCUAUGGCAGAAUAUGGAGAGGGAGAUACAGGACGUUUCACGGAGGACGGUUCUUUCAUUGGACAGUACGGGCCCAAAGGUAGACCGGAAGAAACACCGCCCAUUCCGAGCGGCACUAUGGCCACAUACGUGUAACCUUUGGCAUUAUCUUAUUCAAGCCGCAUAAACAUUGUUUUUCUGUCAGAAGUAAGGUUCCCAAUCCUUACAAGCUGCAGCAGCUCUGCUAUACAUCUUGCGCUGGGCGCAACGUCCAACACUAUACUGCCAAUUAGACUUUUGAUUUUGGGUUUUAUAGUUCACAUAGGGAAAGAUAAGUAUAAAUGUUUCUAUGUCGAGCCGAGUAAAGGCUGUAUAAGUCAUGCACAACGUUUGUACAUGCGUGUCGUUUAAAAAGUAAUUCCUCAUGAAUAUUUAACACAUGUCCAGAUAUGUGUUAUUCGAAUGUUUUGACAAUUUUUUAGUAUUUUUGAGAAAAAAAUUGAUCUGCGACGAUUAUUUGAUCUACGUGAUUGCGUGUGUUACAAAGUACGAUUUGUUAGUCGAUCGAGAAUUAUUUACAAUUAAUGAAUUUGUUGAAGAUCUUUGACUAAUUAUAGAACCCAAAGACGAUAGAAGUGUCUCAUAGCGUGCAAGUUAUUUAUGGACAUAAUAUAGUAGAAAGUAUUGUAACGUCGACCGUAACAUUUGAUACGGCCAGAUUGAGAAUUGACACUUCAAAUCAUCACAGGGUAUACGAGUUAUGUUUAUAUUAUUCUAAGUAUGUGUAUUGCAAAAAGGGAAGUGUAAAGCACUUUUAAGGCUGCAUAUAGAGUUUUCAUGUCUUUCAAACGAAGAUAAUCAAUAAUUCGUACUACCCGAAAAUUAGUUAAUACAUGACACAGGCUGAUAUUACUCAUAUGCAAUCUUGAAAACGAAGGGAUUGAUAAGUAUAGUGUCGCAAUCUGGUCUGCACUGAAACUAAUUUCAAUUAGUUAAAAGAAGAAAAAAAUGAGGAAAGAAUUGUUCUGAGGACCUUUAGAUGCAAUCAAUUUUUACUCUGCCGACAGAGGGCCAAAUAUAACGAAUCAGUGACUAUCUACAAUUAUUGUGCACUUUCAUUAAUAAUACACGAGCAACAAGAGUAUAUGAAAGAUAUUAUUAUUAUCAUUACUACUACUUCUACUACUAUUACUAUUAUUAAUUAUUAUUAUUAUU
This is a messenger RNA of Heterotrigona itama, 6207 nucleotides long. NCBI's taxonomy places the organism in Eukaryota, Metazoa, Arthropoda, Insecta, Hymenoptera, Apidae. The record is from the annotation of a GenBank genome assembly.